Molecule: messenger RNA, 3375 nt
Organism: Peronospora belbahrii
Lineage: Eukaryota; Oomycota; Peronosporomycetes; Peronosporales; Peronosporaceae
Source: the annotation of a GenBank genome assembly
AUGGCAUCGAAUGAUGGCUCAAGAAGUACUGACCAUCACUCUGACGUCAAUGUUGCCGCCUUGACUUCAACUUCAAUCUUAAAGAAACCACACGCUGUGCGCAAUAAUAAUGAACAUAUGCGGCGUAAUCGUAUUAACAUGGAGAAAAUGAUUAUGAAAAACGUAGCGGCAUCACGUAAUAGCACGAAGAACCGCGCACAACAGAUCGUAGAAGCGCUUAAAAAGAAGCGACAGCUGGAGGAGGCCCCAGUCGAAGCAGAGAGUAAGAGAAAGAAACCGUUGCUUCUACAGACUGAUGCGACAGCUAGAAGUGCCAUUGCAGCGGAUCUUCUCUCCCCUGCUCGGCUCACUGCAAGUGGAGGAGCUCCAGCCUUUACAAGUCCCACUCGACGUCAGAAUUAUCCUAUGAAUUUAAAGAGCCCAACACCGCUCAUGGCAAGUCCCGCACGAGUCCAAGCCGUGAAUCCUCUGCAUUUGUCAAGUCCAGUGCGCUUACCGAGAAGAUCGGUGCAGGCUAGUCCAGCGAGACCAAAGCGGACGGGAACAGUAGCCAGUCCUUUAAGACACAGUGACCUUGUAACGAGUCCACUGAGACACAGGGCCUCUGCGUCUCCUAAGAGACUGCUUAUGUUUGAUGAUAGUACAGGAACGGCAAAUGCAACCUCGUCAACAAAAAUCAAUGGAAACUCGCUGCUACUGUCGUCGGCAUUAGAACAAGUGGAUGUUGUACUAGCUCCCAAGACGAUGAAAGUGACAAAAACUGUAAAGUCACCUUUUCAGUCAUUCCAGGCCAAGUUUAAACAUUCACCUGCCAAACGUACAAAGACGACGAGUAGUUCAGAACGUGAUGUCGCGUUGACUUUACAGGCGGAAUUAAAGUCGCUUGUGCCUCGCAGUGGCCCUAUGUUGGUGGAUCUUUCGCACCCGGGUGAUGCUGUACCGCAACAGACGACGAUUACAACAACGAUAAGUUCUUCGCUUAAAUCUCCUGAAUCGUGCACCACUCCGACCACAGCUGCAGCUCCUGUGGUUUUUCCGCGAAGUGGCGUUGGGGAUCCACCUUUGUCUUCUCCGACACAGCUUUUCACACCAAUGCGCAAGUUUUUCUCCUCCCGACCCGUUGUUGCCCAACGAUCGAUUUGUUUUUCAACGAAAGGUGUAGCUACCGCACUUGAUGUAACACCAGACGGUGAGACUGUUGUAGUUGGCUUUAUGGACGGUUCAGUGCGUCUAUAUGAAAUGGAUAGUAGCGUGCCCAGUGACCGCCAUGGGUAUCUGCUUGGUCACAUUGAUGAACAGUCCACUCAGGGCUCUUCCAAUGUACACUUGCGCGUAAAAAUUCCUUCCGACGGUCGCUAUGUUUUUGUCGGCUGCCGCCAUGGCCCGCGCGUUGUCCUGAGCAUCAAUCUGGAUCGUUACCGUAGCGAGAAAGAUGGCGACGAUGACGACUUUCAGCAAUUCCAAAAGCAUUUUUAUUCUAACGGCAAACUUCGAGGCUUUGCUGAUGUGACCACGUAUAUACCGCCUGCUGAUAUGUUUACUAAAGAGCAGCAAGAAAGCAUGAGAAAACGAUCUGCAUAUUACAUUCUGACUGGUCUUGGAGUAGGCAAUCUGAAUUUAUGGCGCUUUGUGGAGCCGGAACUGCACCAGCAAGAACCGAUUUGGGAACAUUUGCAAAAUUUUGGUGCUGGAGUUUGUAAGGACAAAAAUGUGCGUGUCUGGCCGCUAGAGUUUAAGACGACGUUUUCGAGCUCAAUAGCGAGAAGCAACGAUGAAUCCACUGCAGAAACCUAUGAUACAAGCUUUUUCGGUGGCAUUCACAUGGUGACUACUUACUUUAGCAUUCAAAAUACCUCGGAUAUCAUUGCUAUUCACGGUCAGUAUGCGUAUGGUAUUUCGCUAAUGGGUGAAGCGUACCGAAUCUGUUUUCCAGACCCACCAAGAUUUGCCUCGAGCUCUUGUGAGCGAUUGCCUCGCCAGGAGUUUGAGUUGGAAAAGAUUGGUGGCGGUGGCGGUAGUUCGUCGCGUCGGUCCAACAUCAUGCUUGAAUCACUAUCGGCGAGUGAUGACGGAAAGGCCAUCAUUGCCGUGUCUACGGAGGGCAUUUUUUACUACUCAAACAAUCUACCUGAUGUAGGUUCCAGUGAAGCGGCAGACUUGCGCAUCAUUGGCAAGAAUGCUUCGGAAAACACGUUAUUCAAGACGCCAAUGAGAGUGUAUACGCCACAUAUUACGUUGAAUGGCAAGAAAGCACAGUCCGAAGCUAUGAUGGCCGUGGUAACAAAUCCAGGUAACGAAGAUAUUGAGAAAGACGACGGCUAUAUUAACGUCGACCCUACGGAGGCGUUUGCCGCGCGGUGGUUGGUUCCAAGUCGUGGGAUCAAUUGCUGGGUUUGUGGAGUCCGUAACGUGAGGCACUGGAUAGGACCGCCUGAGUCAAAGACUAAAGAACUACAUCGUGCACAGUUGGCGUGUGACCAAAAAGAAAAGUUAAAAUGCCAGCGGCGGCGAGAAAGAGCAUUGAAGCGAGCAAAGGGUCUUAUUACUCAACCAAAAAUCAGUUGCAACGUUGACGAUGAAGAAACGAAAGUGUGUGGCAAGGCCAAAACGACGCCGUUGCCAAGCGAGAAAAAGGCUGUGGCGCCAAAACACACAAAUGCUCACUUUGAUGCUAAUUCCGACACGGAAGCAGCUCGACCACCAUCAGGCAACAGACGCCAAAUUUGUGGUGUUGAUGAUGAUGGCAACGAGGAUUACACGGGUAGCGACGACAACACCCCUUCUACUGCCUCUCUUGUUAGUGAGCUUGAGCAUCUCAAGAAGCGCAAUGCAGAGAUUAAGACGGAAUGGCAGCGACGGCUGCAGGGAGAGCGGCAACUCCGACGCAAAUGGAAGCAGCGUGAAGAUGAGUUUCUUGGCCAGCUCAACGAUUCGCUAACGAAACUGGAUGCUGCAGAGGUGGAAGUAGAUCGACUUCGAGUGCUGUUGCGCGAUGCCGAAAAGCGUUUUACGUUUGAGAAGGUGCGUCUGGAGCAAGAAAACUCGGUGAAGUCACGGUACGAGCAACUUUGCGAGCACAUGAACGAUAAGAUGGCGCUUGUAGCCGACCAAAAGCGCUUGCUGGAGCAGACAACCCGCAGUCUGCUUGCCGAAGUUGACCGCAACGUUCACGCACUAAGGAAUGCUGUAAUUCUUGAAAAGAGCGAGUGUGUAGUGUGCAAGGAUCAGCAAGCGGUGACAGCGAUUGUGCCUUGCGGUCAUAUGCCUUUUUGCGAGAAGGAUGCCGAAACGUAUCGUCAAAACCAUACGUCAGAAUACCCCACUUGCCCCAUUUGCCAGCAGGAAAUUGUCUCGCUCCUGCGGAUUUAUACAUAG